AAGUAAAAACCGAUAAUGUUGUAGACUGUGCUCGCGACUUACACAAAAUAAAAACAACAGAAAAAAUAAUAGUUUUGUGAAAUCGUUAUUAUUUCUUUGUUUAGAAUUUUCUUGAAAAUUCGUGUUUAAUAUGGCUCAAGUUCAUGGUGAACUUUUUACUACUCGCAUGAGGAAAGCUACAAGAAAAAUUCAUUCAGUGAGCGAUGCAUUGGUUAAUGCAAAGUUUGCGAUUUCAUUACGUGAUGAAAAAGUAUGGGGUGGAGGACUGUAUGUAUUUUACCAUAUAUUUGCUUAUCUGGAAGAUGCGAAGAAAAGAUUGAACUUGUCAGACUUUGAUAGAUUAUUUGUUCACAAACUCUUAUACAGAAAACUGGCCUUUGAAGAAGACCUCGCUCAUUAUCUGGGACCAGAUUGGAAGUCUCUGCCUAAGUCUAAUGCUUUGGAAAAUUAUUUAGAACACCUGCAAAACUUAGAAAAGGAGAACCCGCAGCUUUUAAUGGCUUAUAUCUAUCAUUUGUAUCUGGGCUUACUUAGUGGUGGACAGAUACUUACAAAGAAACGCAAAAUGUUUGGAGACAAAAGUGAUGCAACAGCUGGAUACAAUGAUAAAGUGACAGAUUUCACUGGAGUGGAUAUAGCUCAAUUGAAGAAUGACUUUAAAGCUGCAAUGAAUGAAAUUGCUGAAAAAAUGACUGAAGAAGAGAAAGAAGCAUUUAUAGAGGAAAGCAACCAAGUGUUUCUAAUGAAUAAUCUGAUUGUCAACUCGGUGAGGGGCCAGAAUAAAGUUCUCUGCAAUUUAAUGUAUAAGGCAUCAGCUGUUAUGUUAGUAGUAAUUGGUGUUGUUAUGGCAUAUAAAUUACACAAAUAAUCUUCUUAGAAGCGCUGUUCUCUUUCUCAUGUUUAGCUUUUUAUAUUUUAAAGUAUAGUCAAAAUCUGUUAUAACAACAUAGAAGGGACUACUCAUAUUUGGUC
Molecule: messenger RNA, 972 nt
Organism: Pieris napi
Lineage: Eukaryota; Metazoa; Arthropoda; Insecta; Lepidoptera; Pieridae
Gene: Ho
Product: heme oxygenase 1
Exons: 4
Coding region: 131-868 (245 amino acids)
Biological process (GO): heme oxidation
Molecular function (GO): heme oxygenase (decyclizing) activity
Source: RefSeq, a predicted model, not a curated record